AGCUUAUAAAUCGGCCCAAGAAUGUUCCAUAUGAAUUCCAACAAUCCUGAUAGUGUCUUUUAUAAAAACUAUCGACUGCAAUUGGCGGCAACUUUAACUGUUAAUAUACUUACAUUUUCUCAUGGCAUCGGAUUAGGAUGGAGCGCACCGAUGCUUUUGAUUUUUCAAACCCCAGAAUCACCUUUAGAAUUUAAAAUAUCUGUUGAGGAAACCUCAUGGAUUGGUGCAUGUGUCGGUGUUGGAGCAAUAUUUGGCAAUUUUAUAUUUGGCAUACUUCUUGACCUGAUUGGACGUAAAAAGUGUUUAUAUCUUUUAGGUGUACCACACAUAUUCUUUUGGGUCCUGAUUAUGUUUGCCAAUGAUGUAUAUUACCUUUAUAUAGCUCGAAUAUUAGGAGGUAUUUCUGGAGGUGGUUUAUUUGGAAUUCUUCCAAUUUUCGUAGCUGAAAUCGCUGAUUUAAAAGUUCGAGGUACCCUAGGUGCUAUUUUUUGUUUCUCCUUGAACGUUGGCAUGCUUUUUGGGAACAUUAUUGCAACACUUGUUCCAUAUGUGAUCAUUCCAUGUGUUAUAUUAGUACUUCCAAUAUCAUAUCUUAUCUUCGUCAUGCAAUUUCCUGAAACACCACAGUUUUUACUUCGUCAAAACCAAAUCGACGCAGCUUCAAAAUCUUUGAAAUAUUACUCAAAUAUCAAGGAGAAAAACAAGGAUGCACUACAACAAUUUGAAAUCAAUUUUAAUGAGAUGAAAGAGUUGAUUUUGUCUUCAAAAAACAAAGAAAGACUUUCUUUAAAGGACAUUUGUUCUAAGAGAUUUAUGAAGGCUCUUCUUAUGGGACUUGCCCUCGUGAUAAUUUAUAGUUUCACUGGAAUAUGGCCUAUUCUCAACUACUCAUCGCUUAUCUUUGCAGAAGCACAUUCAUCAAUGGAUCCGAAAACCAAUACAAUCAUAAUUGGAGUCUUCCAGAUAAUUGGAUCAUAUUGUGCUUUCGUCCUUAUUGAUAAGUUUGGCCGAAAGUUUUUGCUACUUGUGUCUUCAAUUGGAAUGUUUCUCGGAUUCGGUUUGUUUGGUGUACACUCGUAUAUGGCCACUAAUUUAGCAUUGAACGUUGCAAGAUGGCUUCCUGUUGUCCUUAUGGCAUUCAUAAUUUUAGCAGCAAAUAUUGGUGUUAUUUCAGUAACUUUUAUAGUACUUGUGGAAAUAAUUCCUCCAAAGAUAAGAUCGUUUGUCACAGCAUUGGUUUUGGUUUCAGCUAGUAUAAUGUACAGUGUAGCAUUAAAACUAUUUCCAGUACUAAUGUACCUUGUCGGGCUAUCAGGUGUCAUGUGGAUUUGUGCAUCGUUUGCAGCAUUUGGAUUUAUAUUUUAUUUAAUAUUUCUCAAAGAAACAAAGGGCAUGAAUUUGAAUGACGAAGACACAUACAAUUAAGGGAAUAUUUUAUGAAUAC
Episyrphus balteatus (marmalade hoverfly) is the source of this 1444-nucleotide messenger RNA. RefSeq names its product facilitated trehalose transporter Tret1-like. Lineage: Eukaryota; Metazoa; Arthropoda; Insecta; Diptera; Syrphidae. The coding region runs from base 22 to 1425 and encodes 467 amino acids. Gene Ontology annotation, biological process: transmembrane transport. Gene Ontology annotation, cellular component: membrane. The record is from RefSeq and is a predicted model, not a curated record. Gene Ontology annotation, molecular function: transmembrane transporter activity. The transcript is spliced from 6 exons.